Molecule: messenger RNA, 15436 nt
Organism: Mauremys mutica (yellowpond turtle)
Lineage: Eukaryota; Metazoa; Chordata; Testudines; Geoemydidae
Gene: LRP2
Product: LDL receptor related protein 2
Exons: 79
Coding region: 91-14067 (4658 amino acids)
Molecular function (GO): protein binding; calcium ion binding
Source: RefSeq, a predicted model, not a curated record
GACACCAGGCGGCUUGGGCUGUUGCAGGGCCGAGCAGCCUUCCUGAGCCCAGCAGCCAGCUUCCUAGGGGGCUGGAGCAUCCCAGCCCAGAUGGGAUCUCGCCACAGGAUGGACGGAGGAGCAGCAGCUUCUUGCAAAGUGCUCAUCUUAUUCACUGCAUGCAUCAUGCAGGCUAGUGGCCAAGGGUGUGAGCGUGGGCAGUUCCGCUGUGGAAAUGGCCGUUGUAUUCCUGCAGACUGGAGAUGCGAUGGAGCAAGGGACUGUUCAGACGAUACGGAUGAAGCUGGUUGUCCACAACCUACCUGUGAGGGAAAUCAGUUUCAGUGUCAGACUGAUGGAGAGUGUAUUCCACAGUCAUGGGUUUGUGAUGACGAGGAGGACUGUGAAGAUGGCUCAGAUGAGCAUCAACAAUGCCCGGGAAGGACAUGCUCAAGUCAGCAGUUCACAUGUUCAAAUGGACAGUGCAUCCCGAAUGGUUACACGUGUGAUCGAGUUAAAGACUGCACUGAUGGAACAGAUGAGAGAGGCUGCCGUUACCCAACAUGUGAACAGUUAUCUUGUGCAAACGGAGCAUGUUUUAAUGCAAGCCAGCGCUGUGAUGGUAAAGUAGAUUGCAGGGAUACCUCUGAUGAAGCUAAUUGCACCCAUGGAUGUGCCAGUACCCAGUUUCAAUGUGCUAAUGGAGAAUGCAUCCCCCGAGCCUUUAUCUGUGACCACGAUGACGACUGUGGAGACAGGAGCGAUGAAAACUCUUGCACUUAUGCAACUUGCAGAGGCAAUUUCUUCACUUGUCCAAGUGGCCGCUGUAUUCAUCAGAGCUGGGUUUGUGAUGGAGAUGAUGACUGUGAAGAUAACGAAGAUGAAAGUGGAUGUGAAAGUGGUCGCCAUGAGUGCUACCCAGGAGAAUGGGCCUGUCCUGUGUCAGGACACUGCAUUCCGAUUGGUAAAGUGUGUGAUGGGACUGCAGACUGCCCUGCUGGAGAAGAUGAAACUAACAUAACUGCAGGCAGACACUGCAACAUAUCCCACUGUGCUGCCUUGAGCUGCCAGUACCGCUGCCAUUCUUCACCAUCCGGAGGGACUUGCUAUUGUCCUGCGGGAUAUGUAGUCAGCAGCAAUGACAGUCGCACCUGCAUUGAUUUUGAUGAUUGUAAGAUGUGGGGUGUGUGUGACCAGCUGUGUGAAGACCGUGUUGGCCAUCACCAAUGUCACUGUGUGGAAGGUUAUUUCUUGGAGCAUCACCGCCACUGUAGAGCCAACACUUCAUCUGGUGUUGCAUCAAUUAUUUUCUCCAAUGGUCGUGAUUUGCUGAUUGGAGAUGUCCAUGGAAGGAGUUUUCGUACUUUGGUGCAAUCCCAGAAUCGUGGCGUUGCGGUCGGAGUGGACUUUCAUUUUUACCUACGUAGAAUCUUUUGGACAGACACAGUGCAAGAUAAAGUGUUUUCUGUUGGUAUUGAUGGUUCCGAUAUCCACGAAGUUUUAAAUGUUUCAGUUGACACACCUGAAAAUCUCGCAGUAGACUGGGUUAACAAUAAACUGUAUGUAGUUGAGACCAGUGUGAACAGAAUAGAUAUGGUAAACUUGGAUGGAACUAACCGUGUAACUCUUAUUGCGGAAAAUCUGGGAAAUCCUAGAGGAAUAGCACUCGACCCAACUGUUGGUUAUUUAUUUUUCUCAGACUGGGAUAAUCUUUCUGGAGAUCCUAAAGUGGAAAGGGCCUUCAUGGAUGGCACAAACCGACAAGAUUUGAUAAAAACAAAAUUAGGUUGGCCUGCUGGAAUAACUCUGGAUAUUGUAUCAAAGAGACUUUACUGGGUGGACAGCCGCUUUGAUUACAUUGAGACUGUAACUUAUGAUGGACUUCAAAGGAGGACAAUAGCUCAUGGAGGGUCACUGGUUCCUCAUCCCUAUGGAAUAAGCCUUUUUGAACAUAAUGUUUAUUUUACUGAUUGGACAAGGAUGGCAGUGAUAAAGGCUAAUAAGUUUGCUGACUCUAACCCUCAAGUUAUCUACCAGUCUUCACUGAGGCCAUAUGGAGUGACAGUUUACCAUGCUCUCAGGCAGCCAUAUGUAAGAACUCCUUGUGGAAGUAAUAAUGGGGGUUGCGAACAAAUCUGUGUUCUCAGUCACAAAACAGAUAACGAUGGGCUGGGCUAUCGCUGCAAAUGCACCCUGGGCUUUGAUCUACACAUGGAUGGGCGACAUUGCAUUGCUGUGCAGCAGUUUUUGCUCUUUUCAUCACAGUUGGCAGUGCGUGGCAUCCCAUUCAAUCUCUCCACUCAGGAAGAUGUGAUUAUCCCAGUGACUGGGAGCCCUUCAUACUUUGUUGGAAUUGACUUCUGUGCCCAGGAUGACACCAUUUUUUUUUCAGAUACAACUAGAGAUAUAAUUUAUAAACAAAAAACGAAUGGGUCAGGUAGAGAAAUUCUGACAGCCAAUAGGGUGGAAGGCAUUGAAGAUUUGGCCUUUGAUUGGAUCUCAAAGAACCUGUACUGGACAGAUCCUCGAUAUAGGAGCAUUAGUGUUAUGAGGCUGACGGAUAAAUCUAGACGAACUAUUGUCCAGAAUUUAAAUAACCCUCGAUCAAUAGUGGUUCAUCCUGUUAUUGGUUAUAUAUUCUGGACAGAUUGGUUCCGCCCUGCUAAAAUCAUGAGAGCCUGGUGUGAUGGAUCCCAUGCCUUGCCAAUUGUGAACACAACACUUGGCUGGCCCAAUGGCCUAGCCAUUGACUGGGGUGCUUUAAGGCUGUAUUGGGUGGAUGCCUUUUUUGAUAAAAUUGAGCACAGUACCUUUGAUGGGUUAGACAGAAGGACUCUUGAACGCAUUAAUCAGAUGUCUCAUCCAUUUGGCCUGACUAUCUUUGGAGGUUAUGCAUAUUUUACUGACUGGAGACUUGGAGGAAUUGUUCGAGUGAGGAAAUCAGAUGGAGGAGAAAUGACUAUUAUUAGGAGGGGCAUUAAUAAUAUUAUGCAUGUAAAAUCUUAUGAUGCUCAUUCUCAAAUAGGAUCUAACUAUUGUAAUAGAGGAACAAAUCCCAAUGGAGACUGCAGCCACUUCUGCUUCCCAGUACCUAAUUUUCAGAGGGUUUGUGGCUGUCCAUAUGGUAUGAAGCUGGGUCCUAAUCAGCUGACAUGUAUUGAAGAUCCAUCAAAUGAGCCACCCACUUUGCAGUGUGGUUCCUAUUCAUUUUCCUGUGGCAAUGGAAGAUGUGUGCCUAGGUACUACCGGUGUGAUGGUGUUGAUGAUUGUCAUGAUAACAGUGAUGAACAAAACUGUGGAUCGCUAAAUAAUUCUUGUGCUUCAUCAGCCUUUACCUGUGGCAAUGGGCAGUGCAUUCCAGGUCGCUGGCAUUGUGACAAACAUAAUGACUGUCUUGAUGGCAGUGAUGAACAACAUUGUCCUACACAGGGUCCCACUUCAUGCCCUGUAACCUUGUUCACCUGUGACAAUAGCAGGUGUAUUCCCAGGAUCUGGUUAUGUGAUACAGAUAAUGAUUGUGGUGAUGGGUCCGAUGAAAAAAAUUGCAAUUUUACAGGGACAUGUGAACCUGGUCAAUUUCAGUGUCCUGACCAUCGCUGUAUAGACCCAUUUUAUGUUUGUGAUGGGGACAAGGAUUGUGUAGAUGGAGCAGAUGAGCAUGAUUGCAUAUACAACUGUAGUGCCUCAGAGUUUAAAUGUGCAAGUGGAGACCAAUGCAUCAAUACUUAUUAUCAGUGUGAUGGUGUUUUUGACUGCAAUGAUCACUCAGAUGAGACUGGUUGUCCUACAAGACCACCAGGGAUGUGCCACCAGAAUGAGUUCCAGUGUCAGUCUGAUGGCAAUUGCAUUCCUGCUAACUGGGAAUGUGAUGGCCAUCCUGACUGUGCAGAUGGCUCAGAUGAACAUCAAAGAUGUCCUGCCAGGACCUGUCCUCCAUCUCUUUUCCGCUGUGAUAAUGGAAACUGCAUCUAUCGAGCGUGGAUCUGUGAUGGUGACAAUGACUGCAGGGAUAUGAGUGAUGAGAGAGAUUGUCCCACUCAGCCUUUCCGGUGCCCCAGCUGGCAGUGGCAAUGUCCAGGUCACAGCAUUUGUGUGAAUCUGAGCAAAGUAUGUGAUAACAUCGCAGAUUGUCCUAAUGGAGCUGAUGAAUCCCCACUCUGUAAUCAGGAGAGUUGCUCUGACAAUAAUGCUGGUUGUACUCACGAAUGCAUUCAAGGGCCAUUUGGAGCUCAGUGUACAUGUCCAGUCGGAUACUAUCUUGCUAAUGACUCCAAGACCUGUGAAGAUAUUAAUGAAUGUGACCCUCCAGGCUUUUGCAGUCAGCGUUGUUACAAUGAAAGAGGGUCUUCGAGGUGUUACUGUGAUGAAGGAUACAUUUUAGAAGCCAAUGGAAGGACUUGUAAAGCUGCAGAGUCUGAGAAUCUUCUCUUACUAGUGGCAAGCCGUAACCAAAUUGUUGUAGACAACAUCACCUCUCAGGCACACAGCAUUUAUUCUCUGGUUCGAGAUGGGAGGAAUAUAGUAGCUAUUGAUUUUGAUUCAGUCACUGAUCGCAUCUAUUGGUCUGACACCACACAAGAUAAGAUUUGGAGUGCUUAUCAAAAUGGCACAGACCGAAAAAUAGUGUUUGACAGUGGUGUCACCGUGACUGAAAGUAUAGCAGUAGACUGGGUAGGUCGCAAUCUUUACUGGACAGACUUUGUUCUGGAAACAAUUGAAGUCUCUAGAAUGGAUGGGAGCCACAGGACUGUGCUGAUUAGUGAAAAUAUAACAAACCCAAGGGGACUAGUGUUAGAUCCCAGAAUUAAUGCUCAUGUGAUGUUCUGGACAGACUGGGGCCAAAAUCCUCGAAUUGAAAAAGCUAGCAUGGAUGGCACAAUGCGAACAGUUAUUGUUAGUGAUAAAAUCUACUGGCCCAAUGGACUUUCCAUUGAUUACCCAAAUAAACUGCUGUACUUUGCUGAUGCCUAUCUUGAUUAUAUUGAUUUUUGUGAUUACAAUGGAAACCACAGGCGACAGGUGGUAGCAAGUGACUUGGUAUUACGACAUCCACAUGCUCUGACUCUCUUUGAAGAUUUUGUGUACUGGAGUGACCGAUACACUAAUCGAGUCAUUCGGGCCAACAAGUGGCAUGGAGGAAACCAAACAAUUAUGAUUUAUAACAUUCACCAGCCUUUGGGGAUUGUUGCAGUCCAUCCUGUUAAACAACCUGGUGGUAUCAAUUCUUGUGCAUCAUCUUCCUGUAGCCACCUGUGCUUGCUUUCUUCAUCAGGGCCUCGGUUUUAUUCCUGUGCCUGCCCUUCAGGAUGGACACUUUCUCCUGAUAAUGUGAACUGCAUGAGAGUUGAACAUCCCUUUCUUAUUGCUGUGAGAGAUAAUAUCAUUUAUGGGAUUUCUCUUAACCCUGCGGAGAAGAGCAAUGAUGCCAUGGUUCCAAUAGCAGGAGUCCAGAAUGGUGUUGAUGUUGACUUUGAUGACUCGGAACAGAUGAUCUAUUGGGUUGAAAAUCCAGGUGAAAUUCACAGGGUGAAGUCAGAUGGAACUAACAGGACAGUAUUUGCUCCAGCAGCUGUUAUUGGUGCUCCUAUUGGCCUGGCUUUAGACUGGAUAUCUGCAAACCUGUAUUAUAGUAACCCUGGCACACAGUCAGUUGAGGUACUGAAGCUACGUGGUGAAGUAAAGUACAGAAAAACUCUGAUUACCAAUGAUGGUACCCCUACUGGAGCUGGAGUGCCAAUUGGUUUGGCUGUUGAUCCAGCACGAGGGAAACUGUAUUGGACAGACCAAGGAACUGACAGCGGGGUCCCAGCAAAGAUUGCCGGUGCAAACAUGGAUGGCUCAGAUAUAAAAACCCUCUUCACUGGUAACCUUGACCAUGUAGAGUUUAUUACCAUUGACAUUAAGGAACAGAAGUUGUACUGGGCUGUCACAAGCACGGGAGUGAUUGAAAAAGGCAAUGUGGAUGGUACAAAUCGUGUGACCCUGGUUCUUCAUCUCUCUCACCCAUGGGGAAUCGCUGUCUAUGAUUCCUUUCUGUACUAUACUGAUCGAGAUUAUGAGGUCAUUGAGCGGGUUGACAAGUCCACUGGAGCGAACAAAGUGGUGAUGCGAGACAAUGUUCCAAGACUGAAGUGCCUACGAGUGUAUUACAGAGACAAUUCUGCUGGUUCCUCAAAUGGCUGCAGUAACAAUAUUGGAGUUUGUCAGCAACUUUGUCUGCCUGUGCCUGGUGGACUAUUUUCCUGUGCCUGUGCCACUGGCUUCCAGCUAAAUCCUGAUAACAGGACCUGUUCCCCCUAUAGUUCCUUUGUAAUUGUUUCCAUGCUGACUGCAAUUAAAGGAUUUAGCUUAGAGACAUCUGAUCACUCUGAAGCCAUGGUGCCAUUGGCAGGAAGAGGACGAAAUGCCCUUCAUGUGGAUGUUCACAUGCUUUCUGGUUUCAUUUACUGGUGUGACUUCAGCAGCACUAUUUCUUCUCAGAAUGCAAUACGUAAAAUUAAGCCGGAUGGUUCUUAUUUUAGAAACGUUAUUACAAAUGGAAUAGGACGAAAUGGAAUCCGUGGCAUUGCAAUUGAUUGGGUAGCAGGAAACCUUUAUUUUACGAACGCUUUCCUGACAGAGACUUUUGUAGAAGUUUUGCGUUUAAACACUUCUUAUCGACGUGUUCUCCUGAAAACCACAGUGGAUAUGCCAAGACAUAUAGUAGUAGACCCCCAAAACAGAUACCUCUUCUGGGCAGAUUAUGGACAGAAUCCAAAGAUUGAACGUGCGUUUCUUGACGGCACCAACAGAACAGUGCUUGUGUCUGAAGGCAUUGUCACACCACGCGGCUUGGCAGUAGAUCACAGCAAUGGCUAUGUUUAUUGGGUUGAUGAUUCUUUAGAUAUGAUUGCAAGAAUUCAGCCUGAUGGGGGUGAAGCAGAAAUUGUUCGCUAUGGUAGUCGCUACCCAACACCAUAUGGCAUCACCGUCUUUGAAAAUUCUAUGAUCUGGGUGGACAGGAAUCUGAAAAAAGUCUUCCAAGCCAGCAAAGAGCCAGGCAACACUGAGCAGCCAACAGUUAUACGAGACAAUAUUAAUUGGCUAAGAGAUGUUACCAUUUUCGACAGCCGUUUUCAACCACGGUCUCCCCUCAGUGUCAACAACAAUCCUUGUUUGGAGAACAAUGGAGGUUGUUCCCACUUGUGUUUUGCCUUGCCUGAUCUGCAGACACCUAAAUGUGGGUGUGCCUUUGGCACACUAGGAAGUGAUGGAAAGAGAUGUUCCAUUUCAACAGAUGAUUACUUGAUUUUUGCCCUUGAGAAUGCGCUUAGAAGCAUACAGCUCGAUCCUGAGAAUCACAGCCCCCCAUUUCGCACAGUGAAUGUGUUAAGAACUGCAGUGGCUCUAGAUUUUGACAGCAUGAACAAUAGAAUAUAUUUUACACAAAGUUCUCCAGCUGGGACAGGAAAAAUCAGUUACGUUAAUAUUUACUCAGGAACUGGCACUCCAACUAUAGUUGCGUCAGGUUUGGGAACUCCAGAUGGCAUAGCCUUUGACUGGAUCAGUAACAGAGUUUAUUACAGUGACUAUUUGAACCAGACUAUCAGCUCAAUGGCUGUGGAUGGAUCUAACCGCACAGUGGUUGCCCGUGUUCCACGCCCCAGAGCUAUUGUACUAGAUCCUUGCAGAGGAUACAUGUACUGGACUGACUGGAGUACCAAUGCUAAAAUAGAACGAGCUACACUUGGAGGAAACUUCAGAAUACCUAUUGUAAGCACCAAUUUGGUGUGGCCAAACGGACUUACCCUGGACUAUGAGGAACAGCAGCUUUACUGGGCUGAUGCACAUCUACAGAAGAUUGAGCGAUGCUCCCUUUCUGGUUCCAAUCGUGAAGUAAUCGUUAGUACUGCUCUAUAUCCAUUUGCCAUGACCUUGUUUGAUCAGCACAUUUACUGGACAGAUUGGAAUACCAGAAGUAUUUACCGAGCUAACAAAUACGAUGGCUCAGAUCAGAUUGUAAUGAUCAUGAAUCUGCCACAAAGACCAAUGGAUAUUCAUGUUUGGUCAAAAAGUAAGCAACAACAGUGCAUCAAUCCUUGCAACCAAUUUAAUGGCGGUUGCAGUCACAUCUGUGCACCAGGUCCUACUGGUGCAGAGUGUCAGUGUCCUUCUGAAGGUCGCUGGUAUUUAGCCAAUAAUAACAAGCACUGUAUUGUGGACAAUGGUACCAGGUGUGAUGGAGGGCUCUUCACAUGCCUUAAUGGACGAUGCAUCUCAGAGCGGUGGAAAUGUGACAAUGAUAACGAUUGUGGGGAUGGCAGCGAUGAGCUGGAAAGUGUGUGUGCUUUCCAUACCUGUCAGCCAACAGCUUUUACCUGUGGCAAUGGGAGGUGCGUACCUUAUCACUACCGCUGUGAUCACUACAAUGACUGUGGAGACAACAGCGAUGAGGUGGGCUGCUUGUUCCGAACUUGUGACUCCCACACAGAAUUUACUUGCAAUAAUGGAAGGUGUAUAUCUCUUGAAUACGUCUGCAAUGGUGUAAACAACUGUUAUGAUAAUGGCACUUCAGAUGAGAGAAAUUGCCCUGAACGCACUUGCCAAUCUGGUUUUACAAAAUGUCGAAGCACAAACAUUUGUAUUCCUCGAACAUAUCUGUGUGAUGGAGAUAACGACUGUGGAGACAUGAGUGAUGAGAGCCCCACUCAUUGUGUCUCACUGACUUGCACAAAUAGUGAGUUUCGUUGUACAUCUGGACGUUGUAUUCCUGCUCAGUGGUACUGUGAUCAAGGAGUAGACUGUGCUGAUGGCUCUGAUGAACCCGCCUCUUGUGUGUCCCAUGUGCGGACUUGUUCAAGUAUCCAGUUCAGGUGUGAUGAUGGCAGAUGUAUCCCAGCAAGCUGGAUCUGUGACGGUGAUAAUGACUGCGGGGAUAUGAGUGAUGAAGAUCAAAGACAUAACUGUGCAAACCGCAGCUGCACAGCCACUGAGUUUACAUGUGUGAACAAUAGGCCCCCACUGAGGAGGUGUAUCCCUCAGGUAUGGGUCUGCGAUGGAGAUGCUGAUUGCAGUGAUGCUUAUGAUGAACAUCAAAACUGCACGCGACGGUCUUGCACUGAAAAUGAAUUCACAUGUAACAAUGGAUUGUGCAUCCGAAACUCUUACAGGUGUGACAGGCGGAACGACUGUGGUGAUAGCAGCGAUGAGAGAGGGUGCAUCUAUCAGCCCUGCCAACAGCACCAGUUCACAUGUCAAAAUGGGCGCUGCAUUUCAAAGGCAUACAUCUGCGAUGGGGAUAAUGAUUGUGGGGAUGAAUCUGAUGAGCUGGAACACCUCUGUAAUACACCAGAAGCAACUUGCUCUCCCCAUCAUUUUAAAUGUGACAAUGGAAACUGCAUUGAAAUGGUUAAAAUUUGCAAUCGGCUGGAUGAUUGCUUUGAUAAUAGCGAUGAAAAAGGAUGUGGUAUUAAUGAAUGUAAUGACCCUUCAAUCAGCGGAUGUGAUCAUAAUUGCACAGACACCCUGACUAGUUUCUAUUGUUCUUGUCGUUCUGGACACAGACUCAUGUCCGAUAAACGGACAUGUGAUGAUAUUGAUGAAUGCAAUGAAACGCCAUCAGUAUGUAGUCAGAUUUGUGAGAAUACUGCUGGCUCCUACAUUUGUAAGUGCGCCCCAGGCUACAUCCGUGAGCCUGAUGGAAAAAGUUGCCGGCAAAAUAGUAAUAUCUCCCCCUACCUUAUUUUUAGCAACCGUUACUAUCUGAGAAAUCUCACAGCAGAUGGCCAGUCUUACUCUCUCAUUUUGCAAGGACUAAGAAAUGUGGUGGCACUGGACUUUGACAGGGUGGAAAAGAGGUUGUACUGGAUUGAUGUGGGGAGGAAGGUCAUUGAAAGAAUGUUCCUAAAUGGGACAAACAAGGAGACAGUAAUAAGUGAUGAUGUGCCAAAUGGGGAAGGUAUUGCUGUGGACUGGGUUGGCAGAAAAUUGUACUGGGUGGAUGCAUACAAAGACUGUCUCUAUGUUGCUGAGCUUGAUGGCAGAUUCCGGAAAAAAUUGGUGGAUCGGUGUGUGGACUCCAACAACACCUUCUGCUUUCAGUAUCCCAGAGCUAUUGUCGUUCAUCCAAAAUAUGGACAGGUUUACUGGACUGACUGGGCAGACCGAGCCUAUGUUGGAAGAGUGGGGAUGGAUGGCAAGAACAAGACGGUGAUUGUCUCUACCAAGUUAGAGUGGCCCAAUGGACUCACCAUAGAUUACACCAACGACAAGCUCUACUGGGCAGAUGCCCAUCUAAACUACAUUGAGUACUCUGACCUAGAGGGACGACACCGUCACACAGUAUAUGAUGGGACUUUACCUCAUCCAUUUGCAAUUACAGUUUUUGAAGACACCAUCUAUUGGACUGAUUGGAACACAAGAACUGUUGAGAAGGGAAAUAAAUAUAAUGGAUCAGGCAGGACUGUUCUGGUGAACACCACACACAGGCCAUUUGAUAUCCAUGUCUACCAUCCAUACAGACAGCCAAUUGUGAAUAAUCCUUGUGGUACCAACAAUGGUGGCUGUUCCCAUCUGUGUCUAAUAAAAGUUGGAGGUCAGGGUUAUUCUUGUGAAUGUCCCGAUAACUUCAUGGUGAUACAACUUGGCAACACAGCACACUGCCUUCCAAUGUGCUCCAGCACCCAGUUCCUCUGUGCAGACAGUGAAAGGUGCAUACCGAUCUGGUGGAAGUGUGACGGGCAGAGAGAUUGCAGGGAUGGCUCUGAUGAACCGCCGACUUGCCCACACCGAUAUUGUCGUGUUGGACAGUUCCAAUGUAGUGAUGGGAACUGCACUAGUCCCCAUUUCUUGUGUAAUGCUCUGCCAGAGUGUCCUGACAGAUCAGAUGAAGAUCAUGUACUUUGUGCUAAUCACCAGUGUGAGACACAUCAGUGGCAGUGUGCCAACAAACGCUGUAUCCCAGAAGCCUGGCAGUGUGAUAAAGAAGAUGACUGUGGGGAUAACUCAGAUGAGGAUAGUUCUCACUGUGCCAGUAGGACCUGCUCUCCAGGCCAGUUUAAAUGUGACAAUGGCCGCUGCAUCCCUCAGUCCUGGAAAUGUGAUGUGGAUGAUGAUUGUGGUGAUCACUCUGACGAGCCGUUCCACGAAUGCAUGGGUCCUGCCUAUCGGUGUGAUAACCACACAGAAUUCAGCUGUAGAACUAAUUACCGCUGUAUUCCACUGUGGGCACUAUGCAAUGGGUAUGAUGACUGCAGAGACAACAGUGAUGAACAAGGCUGUGAGGAGAUGACUUGCAAUCCUUUGGGAGAUUUCCGCUGUGAUAAUCACCGAUGCAUCCCGCUGCGCUGGAAGUGUGAUGGAGAUAAUGACUGUGGAGAUGGGUCUGAUGAGAACAACUGCAGCCCUCGCGAAUGCACGGAAAGUGAAUACCGUUGUGAUAAUUUGCGCUGCAUUCCUUCUCGGUGGGUUUGUGACCAUGAUGAUGACUGUGAAGACAAUUCAGAUGAACGUGACUGUGAGCUGAGGACAUGUCAUCCUGGAUAUUUCCAAUGUAGCAGUGGGCAUUGUGUUGCAGAACGCUUCAGAUGUGAUGGAAGUGCAGACUGUCUUGAUUUCUCUGAUGAAGCAACUUGUCCAACACGCUAUCCUAAUGGUACAUACUGUCCACCUAUGUUGUUUGAGUGUAAAAACCAUGUCUGUAUCCAGCCAUAUUGGAAAUGUGACGGUGACAAUGACUGUGGAGAUGACUCUGAUGAAGAACUUCACCUUUGCUUGGAUAUUCCCUGUGAACCACCAUUCCGUUUCCGGUGUGAAAAUAAUCGCUGUAUCUACAGUCACGAGCUGUGCAACCAGGAGGAUGACUGUGGAGAUGGAAGCGAUGAGAAAGAGGAGCACUGUAGAGAGCCUACCCCAAGACCUUGUAUGGCUGAAGAAUUCAAAUGUGGUAAUGGAAACUGCAUUCCUCUACAUUAUGUAUGUGACGAUUAUGAUGAUUGUGGAGACCAUUUUGAUGAAAUAGGCUGCAACUCAGGAACAGGACGAACUUGUGCUGAAAAUAUCUGUGAACAUAACUGUACCAACUUAAGUGAAGGAGGCUUUAUCUGUUCCUGUAGGCCAGGGUACAAUGCCAGUGAACUGAACCGGAACUCCUGCGAUGAUAUCAAUGAGUGUGAGAUCUUUGGAACCUGCCCCCAGGACUGUAAGAAUUCCAAAGGAAGUUACGAAUGUUUCUGUGCUGAUGGCUUUAGGUCUGUGGGUGAUCAACAGGGAAAUCAGUGUGCUGCCAAUGGUAACCCACCAUUGUUACUCCUGCCAGACAAUGUGCGUAUUCGGAGAUACAAUAUCUCAUCACAGCAGUACUCUGACUACAUUGAUAACCAGGAGCACAUCCAAGCUAUAGACUACGACUGGGAUCCUGAGGGGAUAGGCCUGAGUAUUGUAUAUUACAGCAUUUUGGGACAUGGCUCUGAGUUUGGAUCCAUCAAACGUGCUUAUCUCCCCACAUUUGAUGGCAGUGGAAACAAUCCUGUGAAGGAAGUUGACUUGAAUCUGAAAUACAUAGUUAAUCCUGAUGGUCUAGCUGUGGACUGGGUUGGGAGGCAUCUUUACUGGACGGAUGCUGGAACAAAUCGAAUAGAGGUAGCAAAGCUAGAUGGACGGUACAGGAAGUGGCUUAUUUCCUCUCUACUGGAUCAACCGGCAGCUAUUGUUGUGAAUCCCAAGCUUGGGCUUAUGUAUUGGACUGACUGGGGGAGGCAGCCAAAGAUUGAAUGUGCCUGGAUGGAUGGACAGCAAAGGCGAACGCUGGUUUCUGAAGACCUUGGCUGGCCCACAGGCCUUUCUAUUGAUUAUCUCAACAAUGACAGGCUGUACUGGACUGAUUCUAAAGAAAAUAUUAUUGAAUCCAUGAGACCUGAUGGAACAGACAGAACCACUGUAUUACAUGGAGUCAGCAGUCCGUAUAGCCUUGAUGUCUUUGAAGGCCAUUUAUAUUGGAUUUCUAAGGAAAGAGGUGAAGUCUGGAAGAAAGAUAAAUUUGGAAAUGGAGAAAAGGUUAAAAUGCUGACUGUAAACCCUUGGCUCACUCAAGUGCGUAUCUAUCAUCAGCAUAGAUACAAUCAGUCAGUGCCUAAUCUUUGUAAAGAUGUCUGCAGCCAUCUCUGCUUACUGAGACCAGGGGGAUACACUUGCUCUUGUCCACAAGGGGCUCAUUUUAUAGAAGGCAGCACCACAGAGUGUGAUGCAGCCAUUGAAUCCCCUCCAACAAUGCCACCAGCAUGUAGGUGUAUGUAUGGAGGAACAUGCUAUAUUGAUGAAAAUGAUCUUCCCAAAUGCAAGUGUUCUUAUGGCUACACGGGAAAUUAUUGUGAAAUAGGAAUGUCAAAGGGAGUGCCUCCUGGAACAACCGCAGUAGCAGUGUUGCUGAUAGUCAUUCUAAUCAUAAUAAUUGGAGCAUUGGCAGUUGGAGGGUUCUUUAACUACAGACGGACAGGCUCCCUCUUGCCAGCACUUCCCAAACUACCAAGCUUAAGCAGUCUUGUAAAGUCCACUGAAAAUGGCAAUGGGGUGACCUUCCGAUCUGGAGCAGAUGUGAGUAUGGACAUCGGUGUGUCUGGCUUCGGAGCUGAUUCUACUAUAGACAGAGCAAUGCAGAUGAAUGAAAACUUUGCCGUGGAGUCAGGGAAGCAGCCAAUCACGUUUGAAAAUCCAAUGUAUAUAACCAGAGAAGGUGGAGCCAGUGUAGUGAAUGUAGCUCAGCCUCCAUGUGUGACUGCAUCUGAUAGUGAGGAAAAUGAGAAUUUUGGAAAUCCUGUCUACUCUGCUGCAAUAUCUGCUAGUGCACAGCAACCUUCUGCAAGCAUAGAAACAACACAGGAAACAAAGUGGAGUUUCUUCAAAAGAAAACUGAAACUAAGUACUAAUUUUGAAAAUCCAAUCUAUGCAGAGAUGGAGAAGGAACAACAAGGGGACACUGAAAAUGUCUCUCUCCCCUCUCCUUCACAGCCUCCUAAGAUUACUCUCAAGAGAGACCCACCUUUAGCUUAUACAGCAACAGAGGAUACAUUUAAAGACACCGCCAAUCUUGUUAAAGAGGACUCUGUUGUAUAACUAGUUAAUCAGUUAGAGAAUAAUUAGACAUACCCAUUUGCACAUAUAUUUUUUAUAAACAGAAGGAAAAAGGUUCACAUUCAAAUGCUUUAUAAAAAAUAUAUACACCUUUUAGCCAAUAGCUGAAGAUGUUUUUUGAAGCUAUGCCUUGUUUUUUUGACAAAUGCCAACUGCUAUUUUUAUGAACAAUUAUCAUGAUGUACUAUAUGUAUAUCUUUGCACUGAAGCUGUCUGAAAGUAAUGUUAUAAAUAUAUUGUACAUUUGUAAAUUUUUGAAAGAUUAUCUUGUUUGUUGAUGUAGCUAAAGAAAUCUGUUUUGAAUUGGUUGUUGCAUCUUUAGGGAUAAAUCCAUUAUAUACAUGAUUUAACUAAAAAAAAUCAAAGUAAAUAUAGAAGUUUUCUGAUUUACAGAAAAGUUUAGAGCCUAUAUAUUUAUAACAGCACCUUCUUAAACUUGUACUGGUGUGUUGUGUAUCUCUACUACCCAUUUAAUAUACUACUGUAUAGAAAAAUGGGUCUCUCUGUCCUCUCUCUCUGUAUAUCUCAUAUUAAACAAAAGAUGGAAAAUUCAGUACAGUGUAUUUUGGCUGAAUAGCUACCUGCACAGAAUAUUGUUCUUGCAAUAUUUUGUCUGGUUGAAAUCAAAUAAUUCCUCCCCAGAUCCAUAAUACAUGUAUUUUCCCUCUAGGUUCCAAUUAAAAUAUCCCAUUAACAGCGUUCAUAGGAAGAGUUGAUAUAUUUAAAUUUUAGUACCAUGCUGUAAUUUCAUACUUAAUUUAAUGAGAUUUUCUCCUGAUCAUCAAUGGAAUAACUCUGUUCUUGGCUGGAGUCUCUGGAAGUCGUUUGUACUGUUAAAUGAAGUAGCUAGCAAAGUACAAAAGAUGCUGGUUAAUUUAAAAAUGAACCAGCUUUUUUCAUGUGAAAAAUUUAAUUUUUAUUGACUAUUUAUUUCCUGAGGUGGACAUUAAUAGAAAGGGAAACAGUUUCUACUGAUGCAAUCUUUGUAGGUCAUCCGGUUAUAUCCAUAACGUUCUAUCAGAAUAUUCUGUACAUGUUGCUAGCUUUUCCAUUAAUUAGCCAGUUUAGUUUCCAUAACAUGAACCAUUUAAGGAAAGUCUAAGCACCACUGCAGGAAUAACUCUAAUAUGUUAUUUAGCAUUCCUGGCUAGUUACUCAUAUAACUGCAGGUUCCUAAAUUUAUAAUCAAUGAGACUUCUGCUGUUUGAUUGUUUCAUGCCUGAGUUCUCAAAAUAUAUCCUAUCCCUAUUUAGAAUGCUUGUUGUAAUGACUUUGAAAUGUAUUUUGAUUAGAAAAGAUAACUGGAAAAUGAUGCUGCUGAAUAAAUCUAAUAAAUGUGUUAUUUUAUCAU